Messenger RNA from Aphanomyces invadans, 1953 nucleotides. RefSeq lists its product as hypothetical. The record is from RefSeq and is a predicted model, not a curated record. Gene Ontology annotation, molecular function: metal ion binding; lipid binding. The transcript is spliced from 5 exons. Lineage: Eukaryota; Oomycota; Saprolegniomycetes; Saprolegniales; Verrucalvaceae. Bases 26 to 1873 code for a protein of 615 amino acids.
CCGCACCCAGCGCCGACACAAUUCCAUGUUCGCCCGCAAGUCGUCCGAGAAGUCGAGCGGCAGCAGCGCCACAGCGCUGCCGAAGGAAUUCUACACACGCCCAGAACUAACCAAGUCGGAGGCGGAGUUCCUCGGGUCGAUUGCGACCAAGAUGUGCUUGGAAGUGAUCGUUUCCGCCCAAGAGAACGGCGGGACAGUCAAGUGGAAGCACAAAACCAACAAUCGGGACGGCGUGCACAUCUUUCAGGGCGAAGAAUUCGGCGGCAACGACAAUCUAACGUACGUGUGCGGUGUGAACACGAUUCGAGGAACGUUGGCCGACAUCACAGAUCUCUUCCACUUCACGAGCGACGAAAAACUUGCGUCGUACGCACGCGUGUUCGAGCCCGACCUCAUCGACAUGUUUACGAUCUACGACAUCGUAACCCCGUCCCCAGAGAACCCCAUGCACUACAUUGGUGUGCGAUGGAGUGCCAUCGAAUCGUCCAGUCCUCUCGUGAAGAAUCGCGACUUUUGCUACCUCGAGUGCCAAGACGAAUUCGUCGACACGCGCACCAACAAGCAAGGGUGGGUGCGCUGCGUCCACUCGAUCAACAUGCCGCGCUGCUGCCCAUCCAUGGAGAAAUCAUUUGGAUUUGUGCGAGGCAGCUACUACCGGUCCGGGGUUGUCGUAGUCGAGACAAACAAGCCGGGCGUCGUCGACAUAACGUACAUCCUCCAGGUCAACUUCAAGGGGUCCGUCCCCGCGUGGUGGCGCCAGCAGACGCUCCGUCGCCGGGUCGCAAGCAUCGGGCGGAUCGAAAAGUUCCUCCAAGGGAAAAAGCUGAGCGAGGGGCGCAUCCUCGGCGACAUCGACCUCCCGCCGAAACAACACGUCGUCCACUGCCACCUGUGCUCGCGCCGAUUCGACCACGUCUUUACGCGGCGCUAUCGAUGCCGCAAGUGCGCCCACGUCAUUUGCAAGCACUGCAGCGACCACUGGUACUUGCAAUUGCCCGUGUCCGGCGAAAAACGCGUCCGCAUUUGCACCAUGUGCGCGGCAUCGUCGUUGAACUCGACGGCGAAUGCGGCCAUGAUGAUGUCCCCGAAACGAUCGGUGCGACCGCCCCAGUUCGUCCCUCCUCGACCUGCGUCCACGUUUGCCGCAGCGCCACCGCCCAACCCAUCGCCAUGCCAUCGACGCCCCACGUCUACUCCAAACAUUCACCUGAUGGAACCACGUGCGUGUGCGCCAGCGACCCAUGACCCAUAUCGGCGAUUGCCAGAUGGCCCAUCCCGCCGCGAAGACGACAAUGAAAGCGUCGACAGCCAAACAAACCAUUACAGCUACGACAGCAGCGACAACGACUCGUUCCAGGACUCGAGUGUGUACGAGACGAAUCCGUUUGAGCGGCAGCUGCAGCAACUCCAACACGGGCAAGAAAUGCGCCACCCAACGCACCAGAGCUCGCCAGCCACCUCUGCCGCAAGCUGUCCCCAAACCGGUCAUGGGACGGUGCCUCAACUCGAGCGCCGCAUGCGGGCGCGCGGGGACUUGAACGAAUCGUUCCUCGAGAGCGUCCGGAGCAUCAACCUCGGACGCCAUGGCGCCGCCGCCGUGUCUGGCACGGACUGGUUCCAUGCGCAAAUGUUUGGCGAGGCCGACGUGAGCUUGGACCCGCUCGAUCGAGAGUGGAGCAAAGUGUUUGGCCAGCACAAGGCGGCGCCGCGGCACCCGCCAGACUACAACUCGUGGACAGCGUACGACCGGAGGUCGAGUGGAAGCCCCGAGUCGGUUCCUUCGAAUGCACUGUCGUCGCAUGCUUCGACCGGGUUUCGAUACUCUGUCCAAGUCCCGCAGCACACCUCGCCUCCACACCAAGCAUGCCCAUAACGUUGUUAACAAGGCACCCCGCCGCGCGCCAUGGACGUCAAGCUAUUGCGAGCCACGACGUGCUCGCUUGCUCGUAUGGA